Messenger RNA from Equus quagga, 4680 nucleotides. It is a transcript of the gene FGD4, whose product is annotated as FYVE, RhoGEF and PH domain containing 4. Lineage: Eukaryota; Metazoa; Chordata; Mammalia; Perissodactyla; Equidae. Gene Ontology annotation, biological process: cytoskeleton organization; filopodium assembly. Gene Ontology annotation, molecular function: metal ion binding; guanyl-nucleotide exchange factor activity. The transcript is spliced from 18 exons. The record is from RefSeq and is a predicted model, not a curated record. Gene Ontology annotation, cellular component: cytoplasm. Bases 292 to 3114 code for a protein of 940 amino acids.
CAGGGCUCGGCUCGGCACAGCGCGUUCUUGGCUGCUUCCCCGGACCGGGGAGGAGGCGGCGGCGGCGGCGCAAACCAGCUGAACUCUGCGGUCUCCUCGUCCCACCCUCGGGAGCCUGCCGGCGACUGGCUCCGGAGAGCAGGGGGUGGAGACAGCCCUGGGUCGGCGCUGCAGUCGCGGUGUCAGGAAGGAGGGAAGGAGGAGGCACUUGCCGCGGAGACACCGGAGGAGCGGGGCGCCGGCGCAGAGCAGCCCCAGAGUCACCGGUCUCGAGGCGCGCCAAGCGGGGACAUGCAGGCGACGCCCCCCGGAGUCCGGUCGCCCCAGCGGAGCCUGCCGGGCGCGUAUUCGCGGCCGGACCAGGGCGACAGAGAGCGCGGAGCCGCGAGCUCACCCGGCCCGAUGAGCGGCGAGGGCGGCUACAACUUCAGGCGGGUGGCCAUCCGGAGGAAGUCCAGCCCCUCCUACUUGCCCCCAGGAACCCCCCGGCCCUGGAGUAAGCCCCUGUCGCAGCCGAGAUGGGCCGGGACGGCCACUUUCAGGAGCCAGGCACCCAUGGCCGCCCCAGGCAGCAGCACCUGUCCAAAGAUCACUGUAGAUCCGCCUGGUUUGAAAAGCAGCACAACCACGCUGGUUGAUCAGAAUGCAUCUGAUGAAGAGGCUCAGGGAAUAAAUGGAAGAACGCCAGCAAAACACUCAGCUGCAAGUCCAAAGCCACAAGUGCCUCCAAAGCCAUUACAUCUGCAGAAUUCUCCUUCGUCCAAUAUACACCAAACCCCCAGGCAUAAAGCUUUAUCUAGUGCAAAACCAAGGAUGGAGGAAGUUAAACCUGCCUCUGCUUCUUGUGUCUCAAAAGAAAAACCCAGUAAGGUAUCAGAUCUCAUCAGUCGCUUUGAAGGAGGCAGCUCAUUAUCAAAUUAUAGUGAUUUGAAGAAAGAUGCUGCUGUGAACCUAAAUGCUCCUAAAAUCCCAGGAAGGCAUGGAUUGACAACCACACCUCAGCAAAAACUCCUCUCCCAGAACCCACCGCAGAAGCAGGGAAAUGAUACAGAUCAGACUCAGGGUGUACAGACUUGUGUGGCUAACGGUAUAACAGAGGCACAAAACCAGAUGGAAUGUGAGGAGGAUAAAGCGGCCACUCUCGGCCCAGAUACUCCUAUUCAAACUUCUGAACCCUUGCCCGAUACGGACUUAGUGAAUGGAGAAAGAGAUGAAACUACCACAGGCCCUGCAUCACCCACGACAGAUGUCUGUGAUGGAAAUGCUUCUGACAGUAGCUACAGGACUCCAGGUGUAGGCCCAGUGCUCUCCCUGGAUGAAGGAAGGGCAGACACAGAAGCUAAGGUACAAGAGAGAGAAAAUGGAGAAAGCCCUCUGGACCUGGACCAGCUGGACCAGCACCAUGAGAUGAAGGAGACUAAUGAGCAAAAGCUUCACAAAAUAGCCAAUGAACUUUUGCUUACAGAAAGAGCUUACGUCAACCGACUUGACCUCUUAGAUCAGGUAUUUUAUUGCAAACUAUUGGAAGAAGCAAAUCGAGGGUCAUUUCCAGCAGAGAUGGUGAAUAAAAUCUUUUCUAAUAUUUCAUCAAUAAAUGCCUUUCAUAGUAAAUUCCUAUUGCCAGAGCUGGAGAAACGAAUGCAAGAAUGGGAAACUACCCCUAGAAUUGGGGACAUCCUUCAGAAAUUGGCGCCAUUCCUUAAGAUGUAUGGAGAAUAUGUGAAAGGAUUUGAUAACGCAAUGGAAUUGGUUAAAAACAUGACAGAGCGUAUUCCCCAGUUCAAAUCAGUAGUUGAAGAAAUUCAGAAACAGAAGAUCUGUGGGAGCUUGACUUUGCAGCAUCACAUGCUAGAACCUGUUCAGCGAAUUCCCCGGUAUGAGAUGCUCCUUAAGGACUACCUAAGGAAAUUGCCCGCUGAUUCUCCGGAUUGGAAUGAUGCUAAAAAAUCACUUGAAAUUAUAUCUACAGCAGCAAGCCAUUCUAAUAGUGCAAUAAGAAAAAUGGAGAACCUAAAGAAACUCUUAGAGAUUUAUGAAAUGUUGGGAGAAGAAGAAGACAUUGUAAAUCCUUCAAAUGAACUAAUAAAAGAAGGACAGAUCCUCAAACUAGCUGCUCGGAACACGUCAGCACAAGAACGCUACCUUUUCUUAUUCAACAACAUGUUGCUGUACUGUGUGCCAAGAUUCAGCUUGGUGGGCUCUAAAUUCACAGUUCGAACCAGGGUUGGCAUCGAUGGAAUGAAAAUCCUAGAGACUCACAAUGAGGAAUACCCACACACUUUCCAGGUAUCUGGGAAGGAGAGAACACUGGAACUGCAAGCCAGUUCUGAGCAAGACAAAGAAGAAUGGAUCAAGGCCCUUCAAGAGACUAUUGAUGCUUUCCAUCAGAGACAUGAAACCUUCAGAAAUGCAAUUGCAAAGGAUAAUGACAUUCACUCAGAGGUUUCUACUGCUGAACUAGGGAAAAGAGCCCCACGAUGGAUCCGAGAUAAUGAAGUAACAAUGUGUAUGAAAUGCAAAGAGUCUUUCAAUGCACUGACAAGGAGAAGGCAUCACUGUCGGGCAUGUGGACAUGUGGUUUGUUGGAAGUGUUCUGAUUACAAAGCUCAACUUGAGUAUGAUGGUGGUAAAUUGAGCAAAGUUUGUAAAGACUGUUAUCAAAUAAUAAGUGGAUUCACAGACAGUGAAGAAAAGAAAAGAAAAGGAAUUUUAGAGAUUGAAUCAGCAGAAGUAUCUGGAAACAGCGUGGUGUGCAGCUUUCUUCAGUAUAUGGAGAAGUCCAAGCCUUGGCAGAAAGCUUGGUGUGUGAUCCCCAAACAAGACCCUCUCGUGCUGUACAUGUACGGUGCCCCCCAGGAUGUCAGAGCUCAGGCCACCAUUCCACUCCUGGGUUAUGUUGUGGAUGAUAUGCCACGGAGUGCAGACCUGCCACACAGUUUCAAACUGACCCAGUCCAAGUCUGUGCACAGCUUUGCCGCAGACAGUGAGGAACUGAAACAGAAAUGGCUGAAAAUCAUCCGUUUAGCUGUCACAGGUGAGACACCAGAUGGUCCUAAUGAGCAUCCAGCCGCCUUGGACGAUCAUCCUGAUCCUAAGAGAAAAUCAGAGUGCUGAACUCCAGGGCCGACCACGGCAUGGCGGGGGCUCCAGAUUUACAGCUCAAGACAUUCCCAGCUCUCCUUGUUCAUCUCUUAGCACUUUAUGUUGAAAAAUAUAGGCUCAUAAAUGCAUCUCUUGGGGGACUAUUUUCAUAUGUUUAUGUGCUCUUGGUGAAAUUAAUGUGCAGAGCCAUUCUACCGAUAAAAGUUUGAAAUAAUGUGAAAAAUGGAGCAUUUUUAAUGAGAUAUUCCUUGAACAUGUGCUUUUGUCUUGAAGAAAAUGGUAUCAGUUGAGUCUAUCACCAUCAGGUUAGAAUAGGCCACUUUCAUUUAAGAAACCCUUUAAUGUCUUCUCUUUCACAUGUAGGACUUGUAACAGUUUGAAAGAUAUACCUCUCUGUUGCCAAAUUAGAUCCAUGGUAAAAAAAAAAAUACAGGGACAGUUUAGACUAUAAUAUUAACUUAUUUAAUUUAGGUUAUAAAGCUCAACUGCAUAAAUAACAUAUGUUCUUUUAAAACAAAAGAAAAAGGACAAAUUGUUGGUGUUCAAAUUUCCAACUUAUUAAGAAAAGAUAAUACUUGUUUUUGUAGAAAUACUCCUAAGAAUGAAAUAUCCUAAGUAUAUAGCAAUUAUGUGUAUAUAGUAUUAAAUAUAAAUAUAAAAAUAUAUAUACUAUACAUGCUUUUCUCUUCGGCUUUAGGUUCAUACUUGUCUCUAAUUUAUUUUUUAAAUAUAAAGCAUGUUUCAUCUUGGAAUUGAGCAGUGUUCUAAACUUAAGAAAUGUUUUUGAUGAUUUCUGUUUAACUGAUUGACAUCUAAGGUUAUUGAUAUUUUUAUAAUAAAAAGUAAUUUAUGUGGCAUGGGAUAUAUUAGUGAAUUCCAACAGUAUUUUUAAAGUACUAUUCUUUUGUUCUGUGCCUAUUUAAAACAGUGCCUCUCUUUGAAGGUGCUAAUGAUACCUAUUUAAAUAUAAGAUGAGGGUUUAAUUAAUGCUUCAGUCUUGAUUAUUCUGAGAUAAAGUGCAUCUUGGUCACUGGGAUGGUCAGGUCAUACAGGUUAUUUUACCUUUUACAAUCUUAGUUGUUGCAGCAGUUAAUAUCAGCAUGUACAAAAACUUUCACCAAAACCUAAACCGUACAAGAUACCUGACCUUACACAGAACUGGGACAUAUGGAAACUACAUUUAUUGUAAUGUUUCUCUUUUCUAUAAGACUGUUAAGCGGGGUUAAAUGAGGACUAUGUAUAAUUAACACUUAAGAUAACUGUGUGGGCCUAUUCCUUUGUCAGAUAUGAAACAAAAUUCACAUGUGAUAAUCCAUGUUUGAGGGAGGUAGAUAGAUAUUAAAGGAAGUUUAUGCUCAACCCUUUAAACCACCUCACUAAAGUGAAGGAGGGACACAAUAUUGAAAAGCAAUAUUUUAAUGGCAGAAUUUGGGAAGGAACAAGAUGAUUGAAGAGAGUAUAAGCAUUUUUUUUUCUUUUAUCCUCUGGUGAAUUUUUUUUCCUGCUUUUUCUCCCCAUGUCCCCCCAGUACAUAGUUGUAUAUUUCAGUUGUGGGUCCUUCUAUUUGUGGCAUAUGGG